This is a messenger RNA of Scedosporium apiospermum, 765 nucleotides long. Its product is annotated as Polysaccharide deacetylase. The transcript is spliced from 2 exons. Gene Ontology annotation, biological process: carbohydrate metabolic process. The record is from RefSeq and is a predicted model, not a curated record. Lineage: Eukaryota; Fungi; Ascomycota; Sordariomycetes; Microascales; Microascaceae. Gene Ontology annotation, molecular function: hydrolase activity, acting on carbon-nitrogen (but not peptide) bonds. The coding region runs from base 1 to 765 and encodes 254 amino acids.
AUGCUCGCAAACUCCCUUCUAACCACCCUCGCCCUUGCCAUCACCACGGCCGCCAUCCCAAUUGAGAACCCAAUCAGCGUCAUCAAGCGCGCCCCCGAAGCCGGCAUCGUCAUCACCAAGUGCGCCAAGCCCGGCGUCAUUGCCCUCGCCUACGAUGAUGGCCCAUAUCAAUACACCGGCGAGCUGAUCGAUAUCCUCGAUAAGGGCGGAGCGAAGGCGACCUUUUUUUGGACGGGCACCCUGUAUGGAUGUAUCUACGGCCAGGCGGCGGCUGUCAAGAAGGCCUAUGAGUCUGGACAUCAAAUUGCGUCUCAUACCUGGACACAUCCCCAAUCCUUCGGCAACAUGAACGCCCAACAACUCACCACCGAAAUGCAACGCGUCGAAGAAGCCCUCGUCAACCUCAUCGGCAUCAAACCCGCCUACAUGCGGCCCCCCUACCUCGCCACCGGCGGCCAAGUUCUCCCCACCAUGAAGCAGCUCGGCUACAAGGUCAUCACCGACGACGUCGACGCCCAGGACUGGAACGGCUGGUCGGCCCAGCAGAGCCAGAAUGCCUUCCAGCAGGCCGGCGCCGCCGGGAACGGCCACAUCCCGCUCAUGCAUGAGACGUAUGCUAGUACGGUGCAGCAGCUUACGCCUUGGCUUAUUAAUUGGGCGAAGCAGAAUAAUCUGGAAAUGGUUACUGUUGCGGAGUGUCUGGAUGAUCCGGAUGGGGCGUAUCAAGCUGGGAACUUUACUGGGACCGGGAAGAGUACUUGCUGA